Drosophila ficusphila is the source of this 1699-nucleotide messenger RNA. Its product is annotated as venom serine carboxypeptidase. The transcript is spliced from 2 exons. The record is from RefSeq and is a predicted model, not a curated record. Gene Ontology annotation, molecular function: serine-type carboxypeptidase activity. Lineage: Eukaryota; Metazoa; Arthropoda; Insecta; Diptera; Drosophilidae. The coding region runs from base 143 to 1591 and encodes 482 amino acids. Gene Ontology annotation, biological process: proteolysis.
ACCGCUGUGGCUACACUGAUAAAUCAGUGCAUAAUAAUCAGAAGUUAUUAUUGCCGGCUCUGCGAAAUACGAAGUAAGGCAAAGUGAAAGAACUGAUUAAAGCCCCUUUAUCAACCGAUCGUCCAAGUUUUGCAGCCGAACAAUGAAAACUGCAACUCAUUGCGCAUUUCUAAUUAUCGCGGCUAUAGUCGCCUUAUGUGGAGCCAAAGAAACACCGAGGGAACGCCCUUACAGAAAGAGCUUCAUCAAUCCGUAUCCGCGCUUUCAGUUCUUUGACGAUGGCGUUGAUCCCGGAGAGCCACUGUUCCUUACGCCCCUUAUUCACAACAAUUCGAUGAAGAAGCAAGAAGUUCAGAAUCUGGCCCGUGUUACGGGUUCCCAGUUUCACGGAGUGGAGAGCUACGCCGGCUACCUGACCGUGGAUCCCGGCUUUAACUCAAACAUGUUCUUCUGGUACUUCCCCGCCGAACAGGAUUCUGAUUACGCACCAGUUGUCCUGUGGCUGCAGGGCGGUCCAGGCGCCUCUUCGCUGUUUGGUUUAUUCACGGAGAACGGGCCUUUGGAGCUUGAUGGGCAUGGGAAACUGCAAAAGCGUAACUACACUUGGAGCAAGACGCAUAAUCUUAUCUAUAUAGAUAACCCCGUGGGAACUGGCUUUAGUUUCACGGAUGACGAUGCCGGCUAUGCCAAGAACGAGAAGGACGUGGGUCGCAAUCUGCACGAGGCCGUAAUGCAACUGUACGAGCUUUUCGAGUGGAGAAACUCCUCGGGUUUCUGGGUCACCGGAGAGUCGUAUGCCGGCAAGUAUGUGCCCGCCUUGGCAUACCACAUCCAUAAGGUGCAGAAUGCCAUCGAGACGCCCGUCUAUAUCCCACUAAAGGGCGUGGCCAUCGGAAACGGACUGUCAGAUCCUUUACACCAGCUGAAGUACGGCGAUUAUCUCUACCAGCUUGGCCUGAUCGACGAACACGGUCUGCAGAGCUUCCACGAUGCCGAGGCCAAGGGAGCCGCCUGCAUCGAAAAUCAUGACAUGGAGUGUGCCUUCGACGUAUUCGAUUCCCUGAUCAACGGAGAUCUUACUAAUGGCUCACUAUUUAGCAAUCUCACGGGCUAUAAUUGGUACUACAACUACCUAAAGACGCAUGACGAUGAUGGCAAGGCUUUGGGCGAUUUCCUGCAAUCGGGCACCACUCGUCGGGCCAUCCAUGUGGGUAAUAAACCAUUCCACGACCUGGACAAAGAGAACAAGGUGGAACUGCACCUAAAGAAGGAUGUCAUGGACAGCGUGGCCCCGUGGAUAGCCGAACUUCUGGCUCACUACACUGUGUGCAUCUACAGUGGACAGCUAGACAUCAUUGUGGCCUAUCCGCUGACCCGAAACUACCUCAACCAUUUGAAGUUCCCUGCUUCCGAUAAAUACAAGGUCGCUCCCCGUGAGAUUUGGCGUAUUGAUGGAGAGGUAGCCGGAUAUGUAAAGCAUGCCGGGCAUCUGGUAGAGAUUAUGGUGCGCAAUGCCGGGCAUAUGGCUCCCCACGAUCAGCCCAAGUGGCUAUAUGAAAUGAUCAAUCACCUUACUCACUAUAAGCACUAGGAGCUGCAUACUUAAACUAAAAUUUACAAUUUGGUCUCCCUUUUAAAGUUGUUUGUUUUAAUAAUGUCUAUAUUGAAUAAAUCGGGUUGUUUUUAAUGUGUGAAGUUA